AUGCCGUCUCCGGGUGGCCGAUAUGCUUGGUUUCAGUCGGAUGGUAAUAUUUGCAUAAAUUACUUCAGAAAAAAUAUGGCAUUAACUGAUGUUCGAGUAGAAAUAGAAAGACGAAAGGUCUCUUUGUACCUGACCAUUCCCACCGGUGAUGAGUUGCUCAAAAAAUUUCAGUUGCUUCAUGAAGUUGUGCCAGAGGAGUCGUCAUACCGUGUCACUGCCACGAAAAUCGAAAUCAAGUUAAAGAAAGCGGAUAAAGUUUGCUGGAGUCAUCUGGAAUCUCAAGAUUGUGUUACUGGUUCAGGAAUUCGUAAGUUGAAGUUAGUUAGGGUGCAGUUAUAG
Molecule: messenger RNA, 339 nt
Organism: Schistosoma rodhaini
Lineage: Eukaryota; Metazoa; Platyhelminthes; Trematoda; Strigeidida; Schistosomatidae
Source: the annotation of a GenBank genome assembly